Rotaria sp. Silwood2 is the source of this 1146-nucleotide messenger RNA. NCBI's taxonomy places the organism in Eukaryota, Metazoa, Rotifera, Eurotatoria, Philodinida, Philodinidae. The record is from the annotation of a GenBank genome assembly.
AUGAAGAUUUCUUCUUUAUUAAAUAACGAAAAUAUUCUUAAACAAUUAAAUUUAACUGAUGUAUCUUCUGAUGAUUGUGUUCUUAUCUUGAAAGAGCCAAAUGAAAUUACUUUAACAAAAGAUGAUCUCCAAAAGCCUAUCAGUACUUAUGCAACUGUUGACAAUGAAUUAAUUCAUUUUCAAAUAUCAAUCUCAGUUCAAAUAACAAAACAUGACGAUAAGAAACAAAUUAAAAUACCUUUAUCAAAUAGAAAUAUAACCAUUGAACAAUUGUUAAAUUUAACAGAAAAAUCAAUCGAUGUUUACAAAUAUUUGGCUACAAAUGACACGAAAAGAAUUAUUAAUUCCAAUGAAAUACUUUCAAACUUAAAUAAAACAAAAUUUAUACUUGUGAAAGAAAACGAAACUUGUCUUAUAUCUAUUAAGAAAUCGAAUAAUGUACAACAAGUCGAUAAUAAUGAAGAAAAAAGUGAGAAACUUCAACGAUUUAUUAGUUUUGCUACUAUAGCUGAUAUUAAUAAAGAAAAUCAAGAAGAUAUUUUACAUAAAUAUCUUAUGUAUUCAAAUGAUUUUGUUCCAUCAAAAAAUACUCAAUUAAUAUCUUUUCUAUCAGUAUCACCAAUUCAAUUUACUAUGAUCAAUGAAAAUUUACCAGUUACUGUGAUUAUACAAAAUAAGGAAAUAAAUAAAUCGAUUCAAUUUAAUUGUGAAGAUUCGAUUACUGUUCAACGUCUUUGUGAGAUUGCAUGCCAAUUAUGUUGUUUGAACAAUAAAUAUUACUGCUUAAGUAUGGAUGAUGACACAGAAUUAACAGAUAGCACUCUUUCUUUAAAAGAUAUUACUGAUGAAAAUGCGACCGAAAUUAGUUUUAAAUUGGUAUCGACAGCGUCUCUGUAUUGUUCGAUCAACUACUCCAAUCAAAUCAUUAAAUUGCCAUGCUGUCAAGAUACACUGCUAAUGACCAUAAUUAAAGAAGUACUACAGAUAUUAAACAAGUCAGAAGAUAACAUGGACAUGUAUGAGUUGAUAGCAUUAGAUGAUGAUCGAACAGAAAUCGAUUUCAACUGUAAGUUAGAUGAUGUCCUGGCAUUAUUUCCUAAUGGUUUGACGACUAUUUCAUUUGAAUUAAAGAACAAAGGAGAUUAA